Candidula unifasciata is the source of this 1977-nucleotide messenger RNA. The record is from the annotation of a GenBank genome assembly. Lineage: Eukaryota; Metazoa; Mollusca; Gastropoda; Stylommatophora; Geomitridae.
AUGGCGCUUCCUCCAGAGAAGAUCGCCGAGUUGAAGCAGAUAAUUCAUUCCCAAGUCUCACAGAUGGAUAUACAUCAUCAGAUACGCAAUGUUGUAUCCAACAUAGUGAGCAGCAGCAAUGGACACGCAGGCACACUAAACGAGGCUGAUAUUAUGAAUCAGCUUCGGCAGAGAGGUGUUGUGGAUGAAGUCAUGAGGCAUAUACAGGUGGACGGAGUACACAAUGGGAAACCUGCAACACAUUUUGCUGAUACAACAAGUCACGUUAGUCAUCCUCUGUCAAAGAAAGCCAACAUUGACCCAUCACGUCGUCACCUGUACUUGCUGGUGCAGGGAGGUAAAGCAUUCUUGGAGCAUCUGGAAGACCCAGACUCCAUGCCGGGGCAGAAAGUGGCUGCCUAUUUCACCUUACAUGUGUACUUCCGGAACCAGCGGUACAAGUCGCGACCGGUUCCAUGUGCCGUAGAGCCUCAGUUUGAUGAAGGUUUUCUCUUGGAGCUGCAUAAAGAAAGCAGUGGUGAAGCUGGUAAAAUGGCCGACAUUGUGUCCAUGCUGUCGAUGUGUGACCCAAUCCACUUGGUACUGAUCAAGACAGAUGCCGUGGGCGACACAUCCCUUCUGUCCUCGCAGUAUUUUGAAUGGCGUCCCCUGCUGACCUCCAAGCAAGGGGUCAUGAAGACUUCAGUGGAGAUGAUGGGCACAGGAAGUGAAGCUCACGUCCCGGUUGGACUGCUGGAAUUGCAGCUGGAACUGUUCCCUAAACCACCACAAAGCCUGGAGGAGAAUGUGGUCCGGGCACAAAUAGAGCUAGAGAAGAGCCGCCAGGCCGAGAGAGAAAGAAUGUUCCUGGUCUAUGCCAAACAAUGGUGGAAGGAAUACCUGCAGGUUCGGGAAUCCCACAGUGAGAGGCUGGUGAAGAUGUUUGCUCAGGAUGAAAAUGGCUUCAAGCGGCCCGUGUCGUCAUUUGUGAAGCCUCUCAGGGCUGGGCGGUUGUUAGACACCCCCCGGCAGGCAGCACGGUUUGUGGCCCUGAUGCAUCAUGAGAAACUCCAGGCUUUGGGAGGUGGGGACAAGGUGGAGCAGUGGACAAGUACUCAUGCAUUUCUUUGUCGCAACCGAGGGGAUUGCGAGGAUCAUGCUGUGCUGUUGUGCAGCCUCCUGUUGGGCUUUGGGCUGGAUGCUUACGUUUGUGUGGGGACCAAAGUCAAGGGCUCUGUCCAUACGUGGGUGAUGACUGUCAGCGCAGAUGGGCUGAUUACCUUCUGGGAAAGUCUCAAUGGUCACAGGUAUGUGCAUGAGCCAAUAAACCCUGAUGCACCGCCCAUGUCCAAGCUGGAGCGACCCAGGUACCCCUACAAGACUGUGGGCUGUGUGUUUAACCACCAGUCUUUCUUUGCCAACAGCCAGGCCACUGACAGUGUGGAAGUCUGCCACUUUGAUCUCCAGAAUGAAGCUCAUUGGAAAUCGAUGUCCAGGGAUGCUGUCCUCUCAGUGUGUGGUUCAGGGGUGUGUCCGCUGUGGCCUGUACCACCUCCGCUGUGUCCGUCCACCCUUGAUGCAGCCCUGGUCAGCAGUGACUUGGAACAGCAUCUGAAGGUGCUAGUGAUGGAGCACCGGAGGGAUCAAGGUCUGACCACGAGCUGGGAUGAUCAUUUGAGUUAUGUCCUGACUCCAGCAUUGGCAGCAUAUGAAACUGAGAGGAUAACAGGUAUCACUGCAGGAAAUGAGGAAUUCCAAGAUGCAGUACGUCUGGCCAUACCAGAAGGGCAAACAUUUAAAGGUUAUCCGAUCCAGUUCACCCAUCGCAAUGCCAGGAAGGCUUUUACAACGUGCCUUAGAUCCCCAGUCUGUGAUGAGAUCAUAAACUGUCGAGGUGAUCAGGUCAAGCUGGCAGUCCGUGUACGUGUCUACCCGUACCCUGAAUCAGCUUGUGCUACGUGGCUUAUGUUUGCCUGCAAAUAUAAAUCCAUCGUUUGA